This is a messenger RNA of Acanthaster planci (crown-of-thorns starfish), 1652 nucleotides long. RefSeq lists its product as uncharacterized. The record is from RefSeq and is a predicted model, not a curated record. NCBI's taxonomy places the organism in Eukaryota, Metazoa, Echinodermata, Asteroidea, Valvatida, Acanthasteridae.
UGAAUCAAAGAUCUAUAGCGCGGCGCUACACGAUAUUUGCUUUGAACUACAUAAAAGUUAUGAAAAAUGCCACGGUUCGAGAUGUUUGACAUCUCUGGCAACUUUUGGCCAGGAACUGCCUAACAUUGUUACACUUUACAGAUAUAUACACAGAUGCACGUACAUGUACAUGUAUGUUGAGCCCAGCUGGUGAGUUUUAUACGUCCUAACAUCAAUAAUGCCAGGUACUGUGCCAAAGGUUCUGAAUAAUGUCAGCUGUGGCAGAAUAGCAAGGAAGAUUGGCAACAAGUUAUUACCCUUAGCUUUAGAGUUGGGUUUGGAAAAUACUGAGAUACAAGCGAUCAAGGUGCGGCACCCACAUGAUCUCUUUGGUCAAAACGCGGAAGUCCUCAGUGAAUUUGUCUCAAGAAAUGGCGAGAAUCCUAACAUUCUGGCAAGAUUGUUGACUGCCCUCAGAGAAGACACUGUUGGUCUUAAUAAUUUGGCAAGAGAAGUUGAGCAAUAUGCAAGGAACCAAGUUCAAUUUGGAGAUCAACAACAAAUGGGUGGCCCUGUGCAAACUGACUCAUUGGCAGUUACUUCUCUUGCUUCUUCAACCAUUGUUGUCAACAAUCCCAGGGGCCCUGUCACGGUUGGCCAUUCACAAGACAAUACAUAUCAUCAAGGUGGGAUGCAUUCAUGUGAUGAUUCACAGCCACAUCCAGAAGACGAAGUUGACAGUAGCACAAAGUGAUAAGGUCAUAAGAUGGUAAUUUUUUCUGGACAUUGAGUUUGCCAACCUCGAACUAGUAGAUAUUGGUUUUACCCAUUCAUGAAGAUACAGAAUUUUUUGUAGGGGUAGAGUGGAGUGGAUGGGUGGGUGGUGGGCAUAUUGCAGGCUUGGUAGUUAGUUCCACAGUUUUGUUUUGUCCAUCACAAGUCUUCCCAAGUCUGUCACAAAUCAAGCAACAGGUCAAUUUCAAGGCAGUAUUACAGGUCUGGUCUCAAGUAACAUUGGAUGAAUAAUGAUAGAGGAAUGCUUAUUGGAAAUGUGGCUUGGCUUGAGACUGGUUGACUUUGUAAUGGAUUUGAAAGCAGUAUAGUGAUUUGGGGUGGACUCGACCACAACUCUCCUAAAGAGAAGUCUACUUAUUUGACUAAAAUUAGAGAUCAGAGUUUUACAACAUACUGUAAACAGCAUUUAUAAAAAGGUUUGUCAAAUUAAAGGCACAUGCAUUUUUAAUGAACGGUUGGUGAAUGGUAUGUCCUUUGUAUCUGUUUUGUUAAAAAAUUAUCUGUGAAUUUAAAAAUAUAUUUACUCGGUCAUUUUAAAUGAAUGACUUUCAUUUUGCCGUAUCUUGUACAUAUAGUAAAAUUGUAUGUUACUCUCUGAAAUCAAGAGAGUUCUUUUUUUUACUUAUGAGUGUUAAGCUACCUGCUAAUAUCAGUGAAUCUAAAUAUUUGUACAGUACAUGUACACUGGAAAGACCAAGAUUAUGGAUGAUAGUAGGUGUGUGAGUAAAUACUUAAUCUAGGCUAAUAAGGGUAAGAUGGCAGACACUGCCAAACUUUAAGCCGUCGCAGUGAUGGACAGAUUCAUUAACAACUGUACUUUUAGUAACAAAAAUUUGACUUUAAACCUGCAAUAAAAUGGAGAUUCCGCUUUACUUUCA